GGUCCGGUCUACUUGGAGGCGUUUUGCCGGCAGUGGGUGUUCCGCGGAGGGCGGCGUUGCCGCUGUAGCCCGUCUUAGCCCGCCGUUGGGCCUUUCUUCUUGGAGCUGGCGGCCUGAAGUGGGGGCGAGGGGAGGCUGCAGGGGUGAGCCGCCGCAGAGCCAGCCCUGCUGGUAGACUUCCCGCGGUGCUAUCAUUGUAGGUUAUUCAAGCAUCUGGAUCUCCAUCUUGGCUGGUGAACAACUCCUGGCUAGAAACUAUGAAGAGCCCUUUUGCAUAAAACUUCUGCGUGACUGAGGCCAUGGCAUCUUCAACAAACUUAGACCUUGGGGCCCAGUUAAUUGUGGAAGAAUGCACCACUAGCUACAGCCUUUCACCCAUGCCAGACAUUAAAGUGGAACAUCAGCUUGACUCUAGCACAGAGGAAGGCCCAGCUCAGAGUAUUGCCAUGGGAACGAAAUUCAUUUUGCCAAAUAGAUUUGAUAUGAAUGUUUGCUCACGGUUUGUGAAAUCUUUGAAUGAAGAGGACAGUAAAAAUAUUCAAGACCAAGUUAAUUCUGACCUUGAAGUGGCAUCUGUCUUAUUUAAAGCUGAAUGCAACAUCCACACUUCUCCUUCCCCUGGCAUCCAAGUAAGACAUGUUUAUACCCCAUCAACUACUAAGCAUUUCUCCCCAAUAAAACAAUCAACUACCCUCACUAACAAACACAGGGGAAAUGAAGUCUCUACUACACCUCUCCUCGUAAACUCUUUGUCAGUUCAUCAGCUGGCUGCUCAAGGAGAAAUGUUGUAUCUGGCCACACGUAUUGAACAAGAAAAUGUAAUCAAUCAUAAGGAUGAAGAAGGAUUUACUCCUCUGAUGUGGGCUGCAGCUCAUGGACAGAUAGCAGUGGUGGAAUUUCUCCUCCAGAAUGGUGCAGAUCCUCAGAUUCUGGGAAAAGGGCGAGAAAGUGCCCUCUCACUGGCCUGCAGCAAAGGAUACACAGAUAUUGUCAAAAUGCUGCUUGACUGUGGAGUUGAUGUCAAUGAGUAUGACUGGAAUGGAGGCACACCUCUGCUCUAUGCAGUACACGGGAAUCAUGUGAAAUGUGUAAAAAUUCUCCUUGAAAGUGGUGCUGAUCCAACUAUUGAAACAGAUGCUGGCUGUAAUUCCAUGGAUUUGGCUGUAGCCUUGGGCUAUCGGAGUGUUCAACAGGUUAUUGAGUCUCAUUUAUUACGGCUACUUCAAAAUAUCAAGGAAUAAUGUUUGGCUCCUCGGCAGGUGUCAUUUCUUGGCUUGGAAAUUGGAACCACUUUUUAGCGCUGUAAUCGGUAACAAGGGUUGGCUGUUUCUAAACUUCAACUCAGUUCAGCUACGUGCUGUUUUUAGUUAAGCUUUUAAAUAUUCUUCCUCUUCUGUCAUUGUUGUUCAUAGAUAUUGGUGAUGUUAUCUUUUUUGUAAAUGUAUUUUAUAUAAUUUUAGAAAAGUGAGUUGUUAUGCAUGAAAACCUUUGUAAAAUAAAACCAGUUUUGAUCAUCUAAAUGUUUAUACUGAGUGCAGUAGGUGGCAUUGUGCUGGGUGUCCUAGUUCAUCACAUCAUUGGUACAUGUACAGAUGAAGAAAUUUGUCUAGUUAUUGAGGUAUGUCACCAGAGGAUAGAUGUCUUUGCUGCUAAUUAUACUAAAAUGUGCACCAUGUGUGAUUGCUUGAAGAUCUCCAGUUAGUAUUAGUGUAUCGGCUUUUGGUUUUGCCGUGUUUUGAAGGAGUUUGGUAAUAAAUUGAAGGACUUUGAUAAUAGUA
This is a messenger RNA of Pogoniulus pusillus (Red-fronted tinkerbird), 1778 nucleotides long. RefSeq names its product ankyrin repeat family A member 2 (gene ANKRA2). The transcript has 9 exons. Gene Ontology annotation, cellular component: nucleus. The record is from RefSeq and is a predicted model, not a curated record. Gene Ontology annotation, molecular function: protein binding. Lineage: Eukaryota; Metazoa; Chordata; Aves; Piciformes; Lybiidae. Gene Ontology annotation, biological process: regulation of gene expression. The coding region runs from base 300 to 1241 and encodes 313 amino acids.